CGUAAACUUCAAACACAGCCCGCUUUCCUGUCUCCACAUCAAGGAAAUAGGCUGAGUUUCAGAGAAACCUGUUGCCAGGAGUGCAUCAGGCCUUCCGCACUGGGUCCCUGCCCAGCUCGGGCCUCCGUGCUCUGCUGCGUGUCCAGGUGGGUUGCUGUUCUCCCGUCUUCUGCCUCUGUUGGGCCAGCACGGCCACCGCAGGGCCUUCUGUGGCUGCCGGCAGUGGGUGAAGCCAAUUCCGCUCCCCCUUCCACCCCGAGUGAGAAACCCUGGUGGGGCAGGGCCUCCUUACACCUUGCCGGGAACCAGUUGCUGUGGGCUUUGGAACUGAAGACCAGAGACCUUGCAGGUGGCCUGUGCCUUGACCUCCAUUGGCACAUCCCCAGGGUCUGGAGAGGCGCAGGGGCGCGCAACCUGCGCAGGGCUGCGGCGGCGAUGCCGGACCCCGCGGCGCACCUGCCGUUCUUCUAUGGCAGCAUCUCGCGCGCCGAGGCCGAGGAGCAUCUGAAGCUGGCGGGCAUGGCCGAUGGGCUCUUCCUACUGCGCCAGUGCCUGCGAUCGCUGGGAGGCUACGUUCUCUCCCUCGUGCACGACGUGCGCUUCCACCACUUCCCCAUCGAGCGCCAACUCAACGGCACCUACGCCAUCGCUGGCGGAAAGGCGCACUGCGGCCCCGCAGAGCUCUGUGAGUUCUACUCGCGUGACCCCGACGGGCUGCCCUGCAACCUGCGCAAGCCGUGCAACCGGCCGUCGGGGCUUGAGCCGCAGCCCGGGGUCUUUGACAGCCUGCGCGACGGCAUGGUGCGGGACUACGUGCGCCAGACCUGGAAGCUGGAGGGCGAGGCCCUAGAGCAGGCCAUCAUCAGCCAGGCCCCGCAGGUGGAGAAGCUCAUCGCCACGACAGCUCACGAGCGGAUGCCUUGGUACCACAGCAAUCUGACUCGCGAGGAGGCCGAACGCAAACUCUAUUCCGGCUCGCAGACCGACGGCAAGUUCCUGCUGAGACCCCGGAAGGAGCAGGGCACGUACGCGCUGUCUCUAAUCUACGGGAAAACCGUGUACCACUACCUCAUUAGCCAGGACAAGGCGGGCAAGUACUGCAUUCCCGAGGGGACCAAGUUUGACACGCUCUGGCAGCUGGUGGAGUACCUGAAACUGAAGGCCGAUGGGCUCAUAUACUGCCUGAAGGAAGCCUGUCCCAACACCAGCGCCAGCUCAGGGGCCGCUGCUCCCACGCUCCCAGCCCACCCAUCCACAUUCACCCACCCUCAGAGACGAAUCGACACUCUCAACUCGGAUGGAUACACCCCUGAGCCAGCACGCCUAGGGUCCUCUGAGAAGGCGCGAACCAUGCCUAUGGACACCAGCGUGUACGAGAGCCCCUACAGCGACCCCGAGGAGCUCAAAAACAAGAAGCUUUUCCUCAAGCGUGAGAACCUCCUCAUGGCUGACAUAGAACUUGGCUGUGGCAACUUUGGCUCUGUUCGCCAGGGCGUCUACCGCAUGCGCAAGAAGCAGAUCGAUGUGGCCAUCAAGGUGUUGAAGCAGAGCACAGAGAAGGCGGACAAGGACGAGAUGAUGCGGGAGGCACAGAUCAUGCACCAGCUGGACAACCCUUACAUUGUGCGGCUCAUCGGUGUCUGCCAGGCAGAAGCUCUCAUGCUGGUCAUGGAGAUGGCAGGUGCCGGGCCCCUGCACAAGUUCCUGGUCGGGAAGAAGGAGGAGAUCCCUGUCAGCAACGUGGCGGAGCUGCUGCACCAGGUGUCCAUGGGGAUGAAGUACCUGGAGGAGAAGAACUUUGUGCACCGUGACCUGGCGGCCCGCAACGUCCUGCUGGUCAACCGGCACUAUGCCAAGAUCAGCGACUUUGGUCUCUCCAAGGCACUGGGUGCCGAUGACAGCUACUACACUGCCCGCUCAGCAGGGAAGUGGCCGCUCAAGUGGUACGCGCCUGAGUGCAUCAACUUCCGCAAGUUCUCCAGCCGCAGUGAUGUCUGGAGCUAUGGGGUCACCAUGUGGGAGGCCUUCUCUUAUGGCCAGAAGCCCUACAAGAAGAUGAAGGGCCCCGAGGUCAUGGCCUUCAUUGAGCAGGGCAAGCGGAUGGAGUGCCCACCAGAGUGUCCACCUGAAAUGUACACACUCAUGAGCGACUGCUGGACCUACAAGUGGGAGGAGCGUCCAGACUUCCAAAUCGUGGAACAGCGCAUGCGCACCUACUACUACAGCUUGGCGACUAAGGCCGAGGACGCUGCAGCUGAGGGGAAGGAGGCCGCCUGUGCCUGAGCUCCAGCCUGAGGCCUGUAUCCCCCAGUUUCUCCUCCUGUGCCCACAGCUCCUUCCUGGGACCUCAGUCCGGCCGGGCUCAGCUCAGUUUCUCUCCCCCCACCAGCUGGACUGUGGUAAGGGGGACAGGCCUGAGGCCCACACUGGUCUAGGAGUCCCCACCCGGUCACUUGUCCUCUCUGGCUGGGGGAAGGAGGACAGCAGGGAGGGUGGGCCUGGGCUGAAGGGAUGUUGCUCACAACAAGGACCCUUUUUCCUAUGGGCCCUGAAGGGCAGACUUUGGGGGUCCUCAGGGGGCAAGACCUCAGUCAUUGGAAUAAACUCAACUUCUCUCUUGUUU
Sus scrofa (pig) is the source of this 2623-nucleotide messenger RNA. Lineage: Eukaryota; Metazoa; Chordata; Mammalia; Artiodactyla; Suidae. The record is from RefSeq and is a predicted model, not a curated record.